UGGCUCAACCUCUUUCUCUCUCUGGAAACCCCAAUACUCUCCUCAUCAUCACUCCUGUUCUACAGCAUGGCAAGAAUGGAAAGAAUACACGUUGCCAUCCGGGCUCGGCCGCUCUCAGCUGAUGACGCCAAAACCAGCCCUUGGCGUAUCUCUGGCAACUCCAUCUCCAACCCCAAAUCCUCCUCCAAGUUCGAAUUCGAUCGGGUUUUUGGUGAAGAUUGCAAGACCAGUGACGUGUAUCAGUCUCGGACGAAAGAUUUGGUCGCCGCUGCUAUUGAUGGUUUUAAUGGAACUGUUUUUGCUUAUGGCCAAACUAAUAGUGGCAAGACUUACACUAUUCGAGGUUCGGCUACUGAGCCCGGAGUGAUUCGCCUUGCCGUGCGUGAUUUGUUCAACCUAAUUCAACAGGAUGUGGAUCGGGAGUUUCUUCUGCGGAUGUCUUACAUGGAGAUCUAUAAUGAGGAGAUAAAUGAUUUACUGGCACCCGAGCAUCGUAAAUUACAGAUCCAUGAAAGUAUUGAGCGGGGAAUUUAUGUUGCUGGUUUGCGAGAAGAAAUUGUUGCCUCUCCUGAGCAAGUCCUUAAUCUCAUGGAGUUUGGAGAGUCUCAUCGACAUAUCGGAGAGACAAAUAUGAAUCUCUACAGUAGUAGGUCCCACACUAUUUUCCGUAUGAUAAUUGAAAGUCGAGAUAAAACUGAAAAUGAAGACAUUGGUAGUUCUGGAGAUGCUGUUCGUGUUUCAGUUUUGAAUUUGGUGGAUCUUGCUGGUUCAGAACGUGCUGCAAAAACAGGUGCAGAAGGUGUGCGGCUCAAAGAGGGCUCUCAUAUCAAUAAAAGCCUUAUGACAUUGGGAACUGUCAUUAAAAAAUUAAGUGAAGGAGCUGAGAGUCAAGGGGGGCAUGUACCAUACAGAGAUAGCAAACUUACACGCAUUUUGCAGCCUGCUCUGGGUGGAAAUGCAAAUACAGCUAUAAUAUGCAACAUCACCCUUGCACAGAUUCAUGCAGAUGAAACUAAAAGCAGUCUCCAAUUUGCAAGCAGAGCGUUGCGUGUCACAAACUGUGCUCAUGUCAAUGAGAUUUUGACUGAUGCGGCUCUUCUAAAGCGUCAAAAGAAGGAAAUUGAGGAGCUUCGAGCAAAAUUGCAGGAUUCCCAUUCAGAACAUUGGACAGAGGAAAUCCUCAAUUUGCGGAAUACAUUAUUGCAGACUGAGUUAGAAAGGGAGCGUAUAGCCUUGGAGUUAGAGGAGGAAAAGAAAGCCCAAGCUGAAAGAGAGAAAAUGGUCCAACAACAAGCAAAGCAAAUUGAAAAUUUGAGCUCAAUGGUUUUGUAUUCAAAUAGGGAUGAGAAUCGUGAUCGCUUCAAGAAGCAGAAAAGGCGGGAUACUUGGUGUCCAGGUAAUCUUGCAAAGCAGGCUCUUGGAGAGGUGCCUGCCACCAUUAUAUCAAAGGCAUCUGCUAUAAAUCCAAUGAGACCCGAGCGUGACGUGCGACUACUUCCUUUUGACGAACUGGUGAAUGAGACUGAUGUUGCUCUGAAUGAAUCUUGCAAAGAUGAAGAAUUUAAAAAAAGCGCAGUGGAGGAUUGUACUCUUCCUGAUCCAUGUGCUUUAUUACAUGUUACUAGCAGAAGAAAAGUGCCACCCAGGAAUAAAAGCUUAUGCCAGGACAAUGAAUUGUUUGAUUUGCAAGGAGAAUAUGAAGAUUUGCUUGUAGAGUUUGAAACUCAGAGAACAUGUAGUGAGAUACAAAUUGAUUUCUUGACAAGGAAGCUUGCUGAGGCUGAUAUGUUUUCUGUUGAUGUACACAAUGACUACUCUACAUCUUGUGUCAAGAAGGGUGCAAUUAAUGUGGAUAAGAAUGUCAGCUUAAGACAGUCAGAAGCUAUUCUUGUGAUUAAGCGACUUCAAGAACAGAUUAAGAGGUUAGAAAUGGAGAUGUCUUCAGGCCAGCAAAAUCUGGAUUCUGUUGUUGAGCUGGCAAAAGAGCAAAAUAUAUGUGCCAUGGAGAAGUUUGGUGAGCUCCGGGAGGAGCUGCUGAUUGCACGAGAGGAGUCCAGGGUUGCCCGUGAACAACAUACUCGCCACGCGUCUGUAACCCAGGAAAAUUACAAAAAGAUGGAAGCUUACGCCCUUGAAAAGGACGCACAGAUUAUUUCUCUAGAAAAAGAAUUGGAAGCAUUAUACAGGGAAAAGGAAGGUGCUCUAUCUAGUAAUGAAGGUUUACAUUCUGAAAUAAAAUCCCUAUCUGAAAUGUUGAACACUUCACACUCUGAAGUGAACAAAUUGCAACAAGAGCUUAUGGUCCUGAAAAAUAGGUUGGAAGAAUCUAAACUUGAGCAGCAAAAGAUGGAAAACUCCAUUAAAAUGUUGGCUGAAGAAAAGGAAGAGUUGGCCCUGAAACUUACAGAUUCCCUUUUGGAAAUGGAGGAUAGGGCAAUACGGUCUUCGAAGGAGAAGGCUUCACUUGAAGCCAUAGAAGAUAAAGCAAAGUUAUACAAGGAGACUGCAUUAUUGGACAUGUCAGAGCUGUUGAACUCAAAUGUGGAGAUAUGUAAAGUUGAUGAUUUCAAGGAAGUGAAUUUGCUUCAGAAGGAGCUGAGUUUUCUUAAGAAAGAAAGAGAAAAUCUGUUACUUCAAAUGCGAGAGUUAUCAAAACUUCCUGAUGAGUUAGAGAAUCUCAACAACCAGCUCCUUCUUGUUAAGAAGGAAAAUGAUAGAUUAAUUACUCAGAUUCAAGAGCAGCAGGAACAUAUAACUGAAGAACAAGUUCACCAUGAGCAUAACAAUGACUUGUUUGUGGAGGAGCUGACAAGAAGAAUUUCGAGCAUGGAAGUCAAGAUGCAGAGUGAUCAUGUUGAAAACAUCAAGGAAAAGGCAAAGCUUCGAAUGAGGCUUCGAGGGACUCGAGCAAAGUUGGAUGCCUUUUGCUAUAGAUAUAAGGAAGCAGAAGACGAGAAGAAUGUUAUGGACAAAAAUUUCAGGGAGGCUACAGGCAACCUUAAGGAUCGCUUAGCUUUAAAAGGAGUGGAGGUCCUCACCCUCAAGAAGCAGCUUGCUGCAAAGGGUUGAUGAACAAUGUUAUUUUGUUAAAUUUAAUUUAUAUGUAUUACACAUUGCGAAGUGUAGUUAACUGCUGCAUUUCGGAGUUGUAAUUAUCUAGUUGUGUGUUUGUGUAGAGUUAUCAAUGAGUGCUUCUGUUACCAACCCAGUAUCUCAAUCAUCUACAUUUCCUGCCAAAA
Fragaria vesca subsp. vesca is the source of this 3239-nucleotide messenger RNA. RefSeq lists its product as uncharacterized. NCBI's taxonomy places the organism in Eukaryota, Viridiplantae, Streptophyta, Magnoliopsida, Rosales, Rosaceae. Gene Ontology annotation, molecular function: microtubule binding; microtubule motor activity; ATP binding. The record is from RefSeq and is a predicted model, not a curated record. Gene Ontology annotation, biological process: microtubule-based movement. The coding region runs from base 67 to 3069 and encodes 1000 amino acids. The transcript is spliced from 27 exons.